Messenger RNA from Aspergillus eucalypticola CBS 122712, 1644 nucleotides. It is a transcript of the gene fen1, whose product is annotated as multifunctional nuclease RAD27. Gene Ontology annotation, cellular component: nucleus; cytoplasm. Gene Ontology annotation, molecular function: 5'-3' exonuclease activity; 5'-flap endonuclease activity; DNA binding. The record is from RefSeq and is a predicted model, not a curated record. The coding region runs from base 96 to 1283 and encodes 395 amino acids. The transcript is spliced from 5 exons. Lineage: Eukaryota; Fungi; Ascomycota; Eurotiomycetes; Eurotiales; Aspergillaceae.
CCCCUCUGAUUUCUGCCUGCCAUUCCCUUCCAACUGCUUGCGGUGACUGAGAGUCUGUACCUCACCUGGUUUUGGAUAGUAUUGAAAAUCUCAAGAUGGGUAUUAAACAGCUGUAUCAGGUGAUUUCAGAAAAUGCCCCAGAUGCCAUCAAGGCAGGGGACAUCAAGAACCACUUCGGCCGGAAGGUCGCUAUAGAUGCCUCCAUGAGUAUUUACAGUUUUCUCAUUGCGGUCCGUUCCGAAGGUCAGCAGCUUAUGAGCGACACCGGAGAGACAACGUCGCAUUUGAUGGGCAUGUUCUACCGCACUCUGCGCAUGGUCGACAAUGGCAUCAAGCCUCUGUACGUAUUUGAUGGAGCUCCCCCGAAGCUCAAGUCCGGCGAACUAGCCAAGCGAUUUGCUCGGAAGAGCGAAGCCACCGAGGCUCACGAGGAGGCCAAGGAAACCGGUACGGCAGAGGAUGUUGAGAAAUUCUCGCGACGCACAGUACGAGUCACCAGAGAGCACAAUGCAGAAUGUAAGAAGCUUUUGAAGUUGAUGGGCAUUCCAUACAUCGAUGCCCCCACUGAAGCCGAGGCGCAGUGCGCGGUUCUCGCGCGCGCUGGAAAGGUCUAUGCAGCUGCUUCGGAGGAUAUGGAUACGCUAUGCUUUGAGACGCCAAUUCUUCUGCGCCACCUUACGUUCAGUGAACAGAGGAAGGAACCCAUUCAGGAGAUUCAUUUGAACCGUGCGCUGGAGGGGCUUGGUAUGGACCGCAAGCAGUUCAUUGAUCUUUGUAUCUUGCUGGGUUGCGAUUACCUUGAACCCAUCCCCAAGGUCGGACCCAACACGGCGCUGAAACUAAUCCGUGACCACGGAAGCCUGGAGAAGGUGCUUGAGUUUAUGGAGAACGACCCGAAGAAGAAGUUUGUCGUUCCUGAGGAUUGGCCCUACGAAGAUGCUAGAGAGCUCUUCUUGAAUCCCGACGUGAGGGACGCCAAUGACCCCGAAUGCGACUUCAAAUGGGAAGCGCCCGACGUGCCCGGUCUGGUAGACUUCCUGGUCAAAGAUAAGGGGUUCAACGAAGACCGCGUCAAGAACGGCGCUGCUCGCUUGCAAAAGAACUUGAAGUCCGCUCAACAAUCCCGCUUAGAAGGAUUCUUCAAGCCCGUCGCCCGCACGGAUGAAGAGAAGGCGAGCCUGAAGCGCAAACACGACGAGAAGAUUCAGGAGCAGAAAAAGAAGAAGAAGGAAGAGGCCAAAGCCAAGAAAGAGGCCAAGUCACGGCCUCGCGGUGCUGGUUAAAUACCAAACAUACGACUUUGUCCCAAUUGGUUGUUGGAUAACGACCAGAAAAAAAGCAGCGACACAUUGACCGACAUCACACGUCGGCAUAUAAAGUGUCCACCGAGUCCUUCCAGAAAUCAUGGUGUUUAGAGGCGUUAUCGGGUUUAUUCAUUCACAAAACGCAGCAAUCAAUUAUAUGUGUAACUAGUUACUUCAGGCGAGAGGCGUUCCAACCGGUGGGAUAAAUGGAUGGAUGAUGAUUAUGCACGAGUGCAGCAUGCCACGUAUAUACCUUACGACGUGGAAGAUUCUUUUUUGCUGUCUAGAAACGAAAGGACUAAAAGAGCAAUAACCAACACAUACUAUAGAUAGAUAAGGC